Messenger RNA from Camellia sinensis, 1026 nucleotides. The record is from RefSeq and is a predicted model, not a curated record. Lineage: Eukaryota; Viridiplantae; Streptophyta; Magnoliopsida; Ericales; Theaceae.
AUGGUUCCACCUCUUAUGUUGUUAUGCAAGUAUGGUGAUCGUACCAUUGUGUUCAAGGUUGUGUCAAACUGCACGUUGAAGGAUUUAACUGAUUUCUUAAGUUGUAAAUUGAAGAAGUUUGACAAUAGUGGUUGCAUACUGUUAUCGUACUGUCAAAGAUUUAUUGGAGGUGCAAAGGAUUUUCGGACUGCAUUAUGUAAAUAUGCCAUUGAGAUAGGAUUUGAGUUUGUGUAUGUGAAGAAUGCGAAGUGUCGGGUCACUGUUGUGUGUUCAAUGCGGGAAUCGAAAGCUUGUUUAUGGCGAGUACAUUCAUCUCUGGAAAGUGCUAAUAAUUUUUUCUACAUUAGGACUCUACAUGAUGAGCAUACUUGUGGAGCUGCAGUUCGUACUUCUAAAAACUCAAGGAUGAGUUCAAAUUUGAUUGCAAGUUUGAUUGUUAAUGAAGUUCGUGGGAAUCCCCAAACUCGUCCAAUUGAUGUUGUGCGUCAAUUUACAGAUCAAUACGGGCUCACCAUUACGUACAAUCACGCUUGGUUGGGAGUUGAGAAAGCUAGAACUACUACUUUUGGAGAUUUCUCUAUGUCUCAUGAUGAGAUUCGAUGGUAUAUGGAUAUUGUGAUGAGCACAAAUCUUGGUAGCUAUUUGCGUCUUAACUAUAACCAUCAAAGUGGACGGUUCAAGAGGUUUUUUGUUGCAUUUAAUGCUUCCAUUCAAGGGUUUAGGCAUUGUCGUCCUCUAUUGUUUAUCGAUGGAACUUUUUUGAAGGGAAAAUAUAAGGGCACCUUGUUAACAGCUACAACGAAGGAUGGGAAUCAAGGUAGAUAUUACUACAGUUUAUUCCAAAGUAACAAUUUUUUCCCGCUUGCAAUGGCAAUUGUCGAUACAGAGACUACAGACAGUUGGGAAUGGUUUUUUAUGCAUUUGUCGAAUAUAUUGUUGGAUGAAAGACCAAUUACCUUCAUAUCUGAUCGGAACGCUGGACUUUUGGAGGCUUUACCCAAGUGGGAUGUUUUAAUCAGUGCUUAA